Messenger RNA from Formica exsecta, 4631 nucleotides. RefSeq lists its product as uncharacterized. Bases 842 to 2731 code for a protein of 629 amino acids. The record is from RefSeq and is a predicted model, not a curated record. Lineage: Eukaryota; Metazoa; Arthropoda; Insecta; Hymenoptera; Formicidae. The transcript is spliced from 5 exons.
GGCGAGCGUCGGUGGUUCGAGUGAUCGGUCUCGCUUCGUCCUUUCGCGUCGUACGUACAUACAAUUUACAUUCUUGAGUUUUAAUUCGUGACGUCGCGUCAUGCGCGAUUCGCGAUCGUAGUGCGUGUUCCAAUAAUAUAUCACGAUCUCCCUUUACGCUGUGAAAACAAAGCAGAGCAAGCUACGUGAAAUUAUUGACACGCGCGGGACAGGUCGUGAAGCGAAGGUAACGCGGAACAAGGAUCGGCAUCGGCCUGAAGCUGCCUUCGAAGGAUUUCGCGGGUGAACCGCCAGUGAUUUCAGACAGAUUACGUCCACCGCGAGAAAACCGCAGCUAGAAUGCGGCGUGGCCGGCCGAUGGACGAUGGCUGUUAGAACGAGACGUAUCGUGAAUCUCGCCGGCGGGCAAGAAGAACACGCAGUGACAUUCGCGGAAGAAAAGAAGAUGACACACGGGGUCACACGAAAGAACGAAGCUGCGAUUUUUCCGCGCAUGCGCGAGCAACGAUAGGGGAAGACAGCGGCCUUGAAAACGGCGAAUGACAGACAGUUCCUGUCUAAGUGAUCAGCAGUCGCUUAAAGUGCCGACAAUUUAUUCGAGUUUUGCAAUCUCCCUCGAUCGCUGACACCGGUCGGGAGUCUCGAGACAGCUCUCUUCUAUCUAUCUUGGCCAGACGAGUAAGAGAUUUAUCUCUUCUCCGACAUCGAACGAUAAAACACAGCGAAGAAGCAGUGACACGAUGUAGUGUGGUGAUUCGGCCGAGAAAGAAUUUUUUUACGUGAACUCAAAACGAACGCGAAAAUCGAGGCGAAAUUCUCCGCGUGUGAGAAAAACGCAAAGAUGAAGACGAUGGGUGAUGUUGUUGCGGAUCCUAUCGAUGAGAACGAUGGCACUAUGCAACCAGCUGGCGCGAGCAAGGAAUUCGGUCAGAGAACACUGAGAUCCCUGAAGAGAGGACUGGGCCGACUCUGGAGACGACACAGAGGCAACGUGUCGAUAACUGAGUAUGAUCCCUCCUACAAGGUCGCGUAUCUCGGGAAUGUGCUGACCGGAUGGGCCAAGGGUGAAGGCUGCGUCGAGAAGCCUGUAUCGACCUUGUGGCGGAACUAUAUGACCAGCAGCAGGCCCGACGUCUCUAUGAGACUGACGAUAACCAACGGCGGUCUGACCGCGACCACGAAGGACCACGGUCUCACCGAGUACUGGGCCCACCGUGUGACUUACUGCACGGCCCCAGUUUCGCAUCCGCGACUCUUCGUCUGGGUAUACAGGCACGAGGGUCGCAGAUUGAGGCCCGAAUUGAGGUGCCAUGCGGCUCUAUGCAGCAAGGAAUCCAUCGCGAGAAGACUCGCCUCUAUUCUGAACGCCAGGCUACAACAGGCGCUCUUGGAAUUUCGCCGAGAUAAGGUCUCCAGGCAAAAUGCCAGGCUGUCUCUGGCAAGCGCGUUGUACGACAAUCCGUCUUUGCCACGUAGGAAGCUUCUUCUGAGCACCGGUGGCCAGAACUAUCGACCGCCCUUGGAAAGAUCGAAGAGCGCGCCAAAGCUAUCAGCGAUCGAAGAGGAUACGGUAGCCGAGGAGAUAGAACAGCAGAGGCUGCUGGAGGAAUUGCGUUCCUUGGAAACCGUGGCGCGUAGUUGGGAGGAUCAGGAUAGCUGGAGGAUAGCCAGGCUGUUGGACGCUCUCAAUCGCGAGUCCUCUGACGAAAACGGUAGCAUUUCCAGCGGAUGCGAAACCGCCAGUACGGCGACAAGCGAGGAGAGAGCCAUCGGUGCAGAGGAACACCUCGCAGGAAAUCAAAACGAUCGGCGGGGAUCAAUGAAGAGGGUCGUUUUCUCGGAGAACCGAGUUAACAAAGGACUAGGACCACGAAGGAAUUCGGAAGGCUCGCCUCAUUUCAUGACAUGUGCCGGUAGCCCUCGUUUUAAUCCUGUAGACUCCAUGAAGAGGUUUCCUCUAAGAAGUGAGGAAGAAGAAUCGAUGGAAGAAGAAGAAGAGGAGGACACUGCUUCGAAUAUGUUCGAUUUUGAAGAUAUUGAGGAUCUUGAUGACGUAGUGGAUUAUCGGCCGAGGGGCGAGAUAUUGAACAGGAUCGAAGAACAACAAAAUAGAGAGAGGCGAGCGAAGGAGAAAUAUCCUGAUAGGACAGGCCGUGAAUUUCUGCGAAACGAAGAGACUUCAUUUUUAACUCUGGAUUCUCUCGACGAGGAAGCCGAUAGCGAUGAGAGCGGUUACGUGGAGGCCCCACCAAAGUCUUUAUUAGGUCAAGACGAUAGGAAGGAAGAGGAAGAGAGCGAUCGUUCGCGAUUGGAGUCGUUUAAGAAUCAAUCGGAAACUGUGACUGCACAUAGAAACAUAAAAACUGACGAGAACGAAAAUCAAAGGAUGAAGCAUGAAGAUCCCAAAAUAGACAAACAGAAGGAAAUAGAAUCUAAAAAAGUGGAGAAGAAAGAUUCCUUAUUGGCGGUCGACGAUAAUCAAAGAAUCAAGGAAAGAGAAAUAGAGAGAACGGAUUUCAAAUAUCCUAUCUCAGAAACCAUCAAGAAGUUAGCUAGCGCGUCACUGAGAUCCAAGUCCCUCGAAAUGACGAGCAACAAUUGCUUGAAUGUCCUAAAUAAUUUCAAAACUUCCAAGUCAUUCGAUAGUGUGAGAAAUGAUGAAAUUACCAUGGAAUCCCCAAGUCUUCACCAAAGGAAGCAAUUGUUGGCACAACAUGGUGUUAUGGUUUGAAAAAUUUUUUUAUUUUAUGUAUAAAAGAUUGAAUGGAAAUUGAUGAAUGAACAUUUGUUUAGCAUCGAGUUUCCAUGAACAAUCAAAGAUACUUAUAAUUAUAUUUCACAAAAAUAUCGACAGUUUACAGAAGGGAGUAUUAAUUAAUUUUUGUUCCAAAAAGUGCCUGAUUAACAUUCUUGACAGAUUUAUCAAAUUUUGAUAUUUAGUUUAUUGGAUGAAAAUGGGUUUUAAUUAUAAAUAUUCAUCCUGGAGUCAUUUUCCUUACUACUCGUAGUACUUAUAGUACGUAAAUAUAGAUAUUAAUUCGGUGAUGGAUAUACAGACCCUGUUAGGAAAUUUUACUUGAAUAAUGUCAAAGCAAAUGAUCAAAAUAUAUUUUAAAUGUGCUUUUACAUAGCUUCGAAAGAAUUAAUUUAAAUGCUUGAUUGCGCGAGUUAAAAGACCAUCAUCGAGUUAAAAAAAACCUUCAGUGCCGGAAUGUAGACCCUAAACUCAGUAUUUUAAGAUGUAUGAUUUCUCUAGUUAAUCUUCCAAAUCUGAAGAUUGUGACUUCACAGAAAAAUGUGAGUCAAAGUCAAAAUUAUUAAUAGGCAAAGAUCAAUCAGAAGGCUAAUCAAAUUUGGCUAAUUAUAUUUAAAAGCUAGAAUGAGCCAAAUUGGGAUGUAGUAGAGAAAUCAUUAAAACUAUUACUGAGCUUUUAUAAAUUACUUAUAAUAACUAUAAUAUUAUUGUUUUAUUAUUUAAUAACGUGAUAGUGAUUAGGUUAUUUUAUUUUAUUUUAUUUUUUGGUCAUUGUAUGGCAUAGAAAGGAUUAUCUACUUCCGGUUCUGAUAUUACUACACAGGUUGACAAGGAAAAUAUACCCAUACUAUAUAUGAGAUGGAUAUGAAAAAUGAGACUAUUGAAUCUUUUAAUCAUGCCUGUUGCAUGUAAUUGUAGUUUUGUGGUUAAAAAAUAAAAUAUUCUGUUUGACAGAGAACAGAUUGCAAUGCAGACAAUUGAUAAUAUUAGAAUAAAAAGUUUGUGUAUAAAAUUGCAAGAAUAGUUACUUUGUUCAAGUAUAAUGAGCUCGAGAUAAUUUGAUAAUGUGAUUUUUUGCGUUACUAUAUUAAAUUUCCACAAACAAGAUUUGAAAGCCUCUAUUAGAAGAUAAAUCACAAAGUUGCCCAUUGAACCGUCCGAUUUGUUAUCGACAAUGCAUCGUAUCUUAUUGAUUAUAUAACAUUAAUAUUCGUUGUUAUAUGUGAAAUGGUUCUAAACGAAUGAUCAGUAGUAAAUCGGCAAAGCUAAGCCUUGAUUCUAUGGAUUAUAUAAUAUCGUAAUUGAAGACAGUUAAUGGAGAAUAAGUGAUUGCUUAUAAAUAUAAUUUUUCACAAAGUGGAGAGAAAUCAAUGUUCUUUGCUCGUAAUAGCAAGAAUGAAAAUGAUAGUUGUUAUAGGGUACAAUUAUUUCAUUCUUAUUGCGCUCGCAAAUUCGUUUCGAUGCAAAGUAUUUUCUAAAAGCAAUCGAAUGAUUCUUUCGAUUUUUUUAUCUGUCACUUAAAAAAAUGCAAUAUUAAAUUUAUUUAAACAACGCAUUGGAUAUCUCCAUUAUCUAUGCAAGUUCUGAUAUAAGAACUUGCAGUGAUUUGUUAGAUCACAGAGAUAAAUAUGCUUUUUUUUAUUGAUUGAUUAUUAUAUAUUAUGACAGAAAUUAAACAGUUCAUUACAAGUUGAUUUUCGAUAAUAUCAAGUAUUAUAUUAGUGGUGUUUAUUCACGUAUAAUUCAGCAUGUGUUAUUGGUAAAGCGCUAAAACAAAUAUUUUGAAUCGGGCAUGCCCGAAAGGUUUUGCUAUCUACGCGAAAUCCGAGAUUGUGCCAGAUAUGGCUAAAGUCUCUAUUAUGACAACAAUCCUUGU